UAUAUAUAUCUAUAUAGUAUAUCAAUGGUAGACGGCUUGUAAAAUCUUUAUUCAGAUUAUAUGAAGAUUUAAAAACGAAAGUAGAAAUGGAUUCUUAUAAAGUUACUGGAAUCAUUGCCGCACCCUGUACUGCUUUCAAAACAAACGGGGAUAUCAACACCGAUCCCGAUCUAAUGGACAGAUAUAUCAAAUUUCUACAAGAUAUGAAAAUAACCGGUGUCUACACAACCGGCACAAAUGGUGAAGGACCUUCUUUGACUGUGGAAGAAAGGAAGGCUGUUACACAACUCUGGAUAGACAGAGCUAAAGGGAAGUUGACGAUUAUUGCUCAUGUUGGAGGCUGUAACCAGCGUGAAGCAAUCGAACUUGCAGCCCAUGCUGGUAAAGUCGGUGUUGAUGCAUUCGCGUGCAUGGUUCCGUCGUUCUUUAAAGCUAAAACUGAAGAGGCAGUCGUGAGUUUUCUGGAGCCUAUAGCCGCCGCAGCACCUACAGUGCCAUUUUAUUAUUAUGAUAUCAAUUUCCUUACGGGAGUAUACUUAAACUGCCGGCGUGUUUUAGAGCUUGGUAAAUCAAGAAUUCCAAAUUUAAAAGGAGCAAAAUAUUCUUGUCGUGAGAUGCCCGGAUUAUUUGAUACGUCAUUAGUUGAUGGAAUGCAAGUGAUGUCAGGUACAGAUGACCAAUUUCUACCAAUACUAUCACUAGGAGUUGACGUUCCCAUUGUCAAUGGUUAUGUUGGUACAAUAUUUUAUGAUUUAUACGAAGCAUAUAAAAAUGGCGAUAUGAAAACAGCAAGAAAACACCAGGAAAGAGCCAUUCGAUUAUCAAAAAUCCGAGAAGCCCAUGGGGGUGGUAUUGGUUCGGUGAAAGCCAUCAUGAAAUGUUUCGGCUUCAACCUAGGGCCAGCACGGCUACCGGAAGUGACGUUUACAGAUGCGCAAGUCGAGGCUUUGAGACAGGAUUUGAAGAAGAAUGAAUUUAUCUAGUGGAGGGAAUGAAAAUGGAUUUUAUUAUUGAACUGUACUGAUCAUGUAAUGAUGAUUGUUUUUCAAUCGUUUUUAAAGAUAUUAUCUAUUAAAUAUGUUUAAAUCUUUUCCAAA
This is a messenger RNA of Patella vulgata (common limpet), 1097 nucleotides long. RefSeq names its product N-acetylneuraminate lyase. Gene Ontology annotation, biological process: N-acetylneuraminate catabolic process. The transcript is spliced from 11 exons. Gene Ontology annotation, molecular function: 4-hydroxy-tetrahydrodipicolinate synthase activity; N-acetylneuraminate lyase activity. The coding region runs from base 87 to 983 and encodes 298 amino acids. NCBI's taxonomy places the organism in Eukaryota, Metazoa, Mollusca, Gastropoda, Patellidae. The record is from RefSeq and is a predicted model, not a curated record.